Messenger RNA from Acanthaster planci (crown-of-thorns starfish), 3408 nucleotides. RefSeq names its product TATA-box binding protein associated factor 6 (gene taf6). Gene Ontology annotation, biological process: RNA polymerase II preinitiation complex assembly; transcription initiation at RNA polymerase II promoter. Gene Ontology annotation, molecular function: protein heterodimerization activity; transcription coactivator activity; RNA polymerase II general transcription initiation factor activity. Lineage: Eukaryota; Metazoa; Echinodermata; Asteroidea; Valvatida; Acanthasteridae. The record is from RefSeq and is a predicted model, not a curated record. Gene Ontology annotation, cellular component: SAGA complex; SLIK (SAGA-like) complex; transcription factor TFIID complex.
CGUACAGUAUCGCAUAAUCUCCAGCAUGUUCAGGAUUUACUCCUGCUGGAAAAUGGCGGCGCGCUGGGGAUGCGACGAAAUUUUGACUGAGACAAUUUGACUGAGACAACAUAAUCAUGACUGGCCAGGUGCUUACAAGCUACUGGAAGUAGAAGUUGUUUUCAGUUAAACAAUGGCGGCCAAGUCUCUGAAGAAACCGAAAGCCAGUCUUGCCCAGGAGUCCGUCAAAGUCAUCGCCGAGUCCAUCGGUGUCUCUCAUCUCCCUGAUGAAGCUGCGCUCGCCCUGGCCGAAGAUGUCACCUUCCGACUCAAGAAUCUCAUCCAGGAAUCGGCAAAGUUUGCUAGACAGAGCAAGAGAAGGAAGAUGUCAACGUCAGACUUUGAUGACGCCCUCAAGGUUGAAAAUGUGGAGCCUUUGUACGGGUUCAAUACGCCCGAGUUUAUACCCUUCCGAUUUGCCAGCGGCGGUGGUCGCGAACUGCAUUUCAUCGAAGAGAAAGAAGUGGAGCUGUCUGAGAUCAUCAGCACACCUUUGCCUAAAGUUCCCCUGGAGGUCAGCCUGAAAGCUCAUUGGUUAAGCAUCGAGGGUAUUCAACCUGCCAUUCCAGAAAAUCCUCCCCCAGUCGGUCGGGAUCUACAGAAAUCAGACGCCACGGAAACCCUGGUGCCCAAGAAGCCCUCCUUCAAGGACCAGGCGGGGGGCAAAUCAGGAGAGGAAGGGGGCAAGCUGGCACCCCCGGGCCUCAAAGGGAAGGGCGCCCUCGUGGCCGAGUCCGUCAAACUCAAGCCUGUGGUCACCCAUGAACUGUCCGUGGAGCAGCAGCUGUACUACAAGGAGAUCACCGAGGCUUGCGUGGGGUCAUCAGAAACAAGAAGAGCGGAGGCCUUGAAUAGUUUGACCAGCGACCCCGGCCUCUACCAGAUGCUACCGCGCUUUAGCACCUUCAUCUCGGAGGGGGUGAAGGUCAACGUGGUGCAGAGCAACCUGGUGCUGCUCAUCUACCUGAUGCGCAUGGUCAAAGCCUUGAUGGACAACUCCACCCUGUACUUGGAGAAAUACCUCCACGAGUUGGUGCCGGCCGUCAUGACAUGCAUCGUCAGCAAGCAGCUCUGCCUACGGCCGGACGUUGAAAACCACUGGGCUCUGCGAGACUUUGCCUCCAGACUCAUGUCCAGCAUUUGCAAGAAGUUCAGCACGACCACCAACAACCUGCAGUUGCGCAUUUCCAAGACAUUCGACCACUGUCUGUGCGACGAGAAGUCCACCAUGGCCGCGGUGUACGGGGCGCUGUCUGGACUGUGCGAGUUGGGAACAGAGAUCCUGAAGAGCAUGGUGCUUUGCAAGUUGACUUCCAUCAGCGAUAGGGUUAGACUGUCUUCUGAGUCCCCCAUCAUCAGCAGUGUAGACAAGAGUGCCAUUGACCACCUCAUGCAGCUCGUUUUGAAACACUGCGCACCCUACCUCAAGCAGACGCGCCCCACGCCGGAUGACCUAGACGCCUACAAAAGCGAGUUUGGCUUUCUGGGCACAGCGCUGUACACGCAGGUAAUCAAGCUGCGAACGCAGCCCGCCUCGUCUGGCACCCAGACUUCAUCCUCCCAGGCCAGGCCGACGCUGAACCUCUCGCAGGGCCGCUCGGUGAGUUUCUCGGGGUUGGGACCGCGCACCCCUACGACCCCCGUCACCCCCCUGGGGGGUCCCCCUCGCACCCCUACCAUCAUCACACGGCCCAGCUUCCAGAGACUGGCCUCCGCUCCGGCCGGCCCCUCCUCCACCGCGGGAUCCGGCCAGCAGAAGAUCGUCUUAGUGACGACGUCCAGCUCCAGAAGUUCCAGCCUGGUCUCCACAAUACAGGCGUCAACAACCAUCGCCUCGCCCCCCUCCGCACCGACAAUAGUCCGCGUGAUCGGCGGACAGAAGCCAGCGACUUCCAAUUACGGGUCAGCCCCGCCGAUAACGUCCACGCAGAAGUUUGUCGUGGUCGCCCCGACGUCUGCCCACCAGCAGCCCCCGGUCAAGGUCAAAGUGGAGGCGCCCAGCGGGGAGGCAGAGUCGCCCGUGCCGGCGGUGGGCGGGUCGGACUCCACCAAGUUGAUGUCGCUGGUGCACGCCGCCAGCAUGCAGUCGCCGCUCAGCACAGAGGCAGACGUGAAGAGCGAGCCGGGCAGCAACGAGAACAACUGAAAGGAUUGGGUACGUGGGGAAACGCAGGAAAACGGACAUUUCUUUCGUCUUGCGAGAACUGUCUACUGUUCGUACGGGCUGCUGAAGUUUGCAGGAAGUCCAGCUAUGGUUGGCAGCAGUUUCUGCCUGAAAAUGCAUAUUUUUCACACAUUUUUGUUAGAAGAAUUUCCCUUUUGAUUUAUAUGCUACAUGAGAUUUUUUCAACACUAUGUACUGUUUUUGUAUUGACAGCCACCCAUAGUUGACAUUUGACUGUAGCAAGGCUUCAGACUUUUGUUGGGGAAGUCGUCCAACCUGCAGCUUCGUCUCUGAAAUUCAGCGUGAGGCUUCAGUCUCGGGGAUUUCCUCGGAGUGUAUAUACGUACCUUUUGAUGCACUUCCGGUUUUAUUCAAAGCCAGAGCUUUGGAACAUUUCCAAUUAAUUAUGGAGAGAGAAAAGGCUGAGAUUACGAAAAAGGUUGGUGUCUCCCGACGCUCACCGGCCUAGUUAGGUGCAGUUUUGUCAAGCACUUGAUCAUGCAUUUGAAAUGUCUGUGCGUAGGCUACCCAGAAUGCUUUGCAUUUCCUUGAAGACAUCACCACUGGACACAAAAGCAUUGGCUAGCUUAACAAAUAUUCCAGUCAGUUCAAUGUCCAAAAGCACAUCCAUUUUUCUUCAAAAGUUAAAUUCUUUCGUUUAUUGCGGAAAAACGUUUUAGAGUGCAUUAUAAUAUAUAAAGGUCAAGGGUUAACAAUAGAAUGUAUGUACAUGGUUUUUUGUUUUCUUUUUUGUUUUUUACAGAAUCAUGUACAAAGCUUUUGACAAAAGCAGUAUCAAACACUUGACUGAUCAAGAUCAUACGACUAACCAAACAUCGUCCUCUCUACAAUGUACAUCUCACACAAUUCUGUACAUAUUCUCUUGCAUGGAGUAUAAGUCUAUAUUAAUGAAGAAUCCAAGAUAAAGACCGGUUUGUUCACGUGUCAGAUUUCCACCAGCCUCAAACAAUGUUCUUCCACAUCGGAACACAUGAGAUCAACGUGUACCCUGGUCAAAUUCCAUUGGAAAACUGAGGUCAACGGUCAAUUAUUUCUGACCGAAACCCCCUUUGCACCCUGAACAGACUACUCGAAAGUUAGACUGUGAGAUCACGCACGCGCGUGACUUAUUUUGUUGUGAAAAUCCUCCAUGUCCUAACUGCUGGAAGGGUGUCGGAAAUAAAUGUAGCCUUUUGUGUAGUCCA